UUUUCUGUUUUAAUCUGGCUUUUAUUCUGUGUCUCUUUCAGGUUGAAUUCACUCCUGAUCAAAUAGAAGAAUUUAAGGAAGCGUUCUCACUCUUUGACCGGACUCCUAAAUCUGAGAUGAAAAUCACAUACGCACAAUGCGGAGAUGUCCUGAGAGCUUUGGGGCAGAAUCCAACCCAGGCUGAGGUCAUGAAAGUGCUUGGCAGACCCAAACCAGAAGAAAUGAACUCCAAGAUGAUUGACUUUGAGACUUUCCUGCCCAUGCUCCAGCAUAUUGCCAAGACAAAAGACACAGGCACCUACGAGGACUUCGUGGAGGGUCUGCGCGUGUUCGACAAGGAGGGAAAUGGAACGGUGAUGGGGGCUGAACUCCGCCACGUUUUGGCUACACUGGGUGAGAGGUUGACUGAAGAGGAAGUUGAUAAGCUGAUGGCUGGUCAGGAAGAUGCCAAUGGCUGUAUCAACUAUGAAGCUUUUGUGAAACAUAUCAUGGCGAACUGAACGCCAGG
This is a messenger RNA of Tauraco erythrolophus (red-crested turaco), 508 nucleotides long. The record is from RefSeq and is a predicted model, not a curated record. NCBI's taxonomy places the organism in Eukaryota, Metazoa, Chordata, Aves, Musophagiformes, Musophagidae.